Molecule: messenger RNA, 4731 nt
Organism: Equus quagga
Lineage: Eukaryota; Metazoa; Chordata; Mammalia; Perissodactyla; Equidae
Gene: MUC19
Product: mucin 19, oligomeric
Exons: 36
Coding region: 1-4731 (1576 amino acids)
Cellular component (GO): extracellular matrix
Molecular function (GO): protein binding
Source: RefSeq, a predicted model, not a curated record
AUGGCGCAGGCUCUGGAUUGGCAUGUCCCCUUAACCCUCUGCCUAUAUGCUUUACCCUCUGAGAAGGGCCACGACCUGAGGAAGGCCAGGAAAUACAGAAAAGAGAAUCAGGUAUGUCAUCUUAAUUUUUAUCAGCUGUUGCUAAGCCAAGGACAGCGUGGAUUCAUCAUGGCAGAAUAUUUUGAUGAGGGAAGUGUGGACACUGGAACUUUGGCUUAUUCGUCCUUUGGUGACUCAGACAGAAGAAAGAAAUCUCAUAUUUCACUCCUUAACACUGGAAUUAGUGCUUCAGGAGAGGCUGAAGACAGGUGGAGAGAACCUCAAGACAUUAUUAGUUUAGAGUUAGAAGACACCCCUGCAGAGGAAACCAAUUCAGCAAGCGAUCUUGUCAACCUUGUCUCUGGUGGUAUGGAAUUUGGUGGCAUUGCUUCAAACCAAAAUGAAAUCGGUAGGGGUCCAUAUGGCCAGAGUGGAUUUGAUGUGGAUGAUGUAUACGGAUUAGCUGGCUCUGAUUCUGCUGCUAGUGACACAGGUGACACCAGUUUGAGAAGUGAGAAUAUAUUUGUUGGUGAUAGCUUUGGAAAUUUUGAAUCCAAUUUAGGGGCUUCUGAUCAACAGGGAUUUGGAAUCAAUGAAAUUGGAGGAGAUGCAAUGAGUGGCAGUGGAUUUGUUGGGGCUGGAUUCAAAGGCCUUGACUAUGAUGCCAGUAGCUCAGGUGGCUCAAGUUCAAGAAAUAGUGAAUAUUCUGAAUAUUCUGAUGGUGUCGCUGAAGAUUCAGGAUUCUAUUUGGGGUCUUCUUAUCAACGGGGAUUUGGACUCAGUGGAAUUGGAGGGAAUGGAGAUGAUAGCAGUGGAUAUGCUGGGGAUGGAUACUUGAGUCCUGGAUCUGAUGUCAGUGGCUCAGGAGGAUACAUUUGGUCUUCUGGUUCUGGAAGUGGUGGAGGAAGGAAGCGUGAAGCUGGUGUUGGUGUUGGUGCUUCUGAACCAAAUGAAUUUGAUGAAACUGGCCUUAGUGGUACAGGUGAAGCUUCAACUUGGGGCAAAGGAGCGUAUAAGGCUUUCAAUGGCCGGAUCUUUUCCUUUGAGUCUUCCUGCACGUACGCUUUCUGCCGUCACUGCGUUGACUCUGGAGGAGAUUUCAAUGUUGAGAUCAAACGAAAUGAUGAUAAUGAGAUUGAAAGAAUAACAGUUGUAAUCGACAGUAAUGACGUCUCUAUUUUGGGUGACGGCAUUUUAGUUAAUGGAGAGAGUGUACAGAUACCAUAUAACAAUAAGUUGAUUCACAUUAAAAAAUAUGGAGAACAUAAUGUCUUGAAUAGCCGUAGAGGAAUCCUGACUUUAAUGUGGGACAAAAAUAACAAACUCUCACUCACUCUUCACAAGCAAUAUUCAACUUGUGGUCUUUGUGGUAACUUCAACAGCACUCCAGGAGACAAUAUCAACGAACACAUUGCCAAUAGUAAAAUUCCGGGGGAUUGUCCCAAUGCUGUUAGUAAAAGCUACGAAGUUUGUGAAGAUGGAGUACAGCACUGUAACAAAAUUAUUGAAACCUACUUUGAGAAAUGUGGAAAGGUUACUGCUUUAUCCAGUGACUACAAAAUGAUUUGUGUUGAUGAGUACUGCCAAAAUGGAGGCAAAGAAUCUACAUGUGACACUUACUCAGAGUUGUCCCGCCUCUGUGCCUCAGAUGGUCCUGGCACCUAUGAAUACUGGCGAGAUGAUUCUGAUGUAGUUUGUGAAAAACCUAUAUGCCCAGAAAAACAUAUCUACAAAGAAUGUGGACCCUCAAAUCCUGCAACUUGUUCUAAUGUGGCUCCUUUUCAAGACAGUGAAUGUGUGAGUGGUUGCACCUGUCUGGAAGGUUAUCUACUGGAUGAUAUUGGAGAGAAAGGGAGAUGUGUAUUAAAGACUGAGUGUCCUUGUGAAUCCAAUGGAAAGGUGUAUCAGUCAGGAGAAGUCCGAGAGGGUCCCUGUGGUUCUCAGUGCACAUGCCAAGAAGCAAAGUGGUCUUGCACCGAAGCGUUAUGUCCUGGCAGAUGUAAGGUGGAAGGAAGUUCAAUUACCACCUUUGAUGGUGUUAAAUACAACCAUCCUGGAAACUGUCACUUCUUGGCCAUCCACGAUGAAGAUUGGUCUGUCAGUGUUGAGCUUCGUCCAUGUCCAAGUGGUCAGUCAGGAACGUGCUUAAAUAGUGUGACUCUUCUUUUGAAUUCGUCUGUUUCAGUUGACAAAUAUGUAUUCAAUAGAGAUGGAACAGUCACAAAUGACAAGAUUAGAAAUGAAAGUUAUUACUAUUCAGACAAAAUACAGAUCUUCAAAGCAUCUUCCUCAUACCUUCAAGUAGAAACUUACUUUCAUGUAAAAAUGCAAAUACAGAUUGUUCCUGUGAUGCAAUUGUAUGUUUCCAUGCCACCCAACCAAUUCACAGACACUGUAGGACUCUGUGGUUCCUACAACAACAGAGCAGAGGAUGAUUUCAUGUCAAGUCAGAAUAUAUUGGAGAAGACGUCUCAGGCAUUUGCUAAUUCUUGGGAAAUGAUGUCUUGUCCUAAAGGAAACCCCGCUUCAUGCAUCAGUAUAGAAACUGAAAAAUUUGCUGACAGCUACUGUGGAAUUCUUCUUGAUUCAGGCGGGCCUUUUGCUUCCUGCCAUGCAAUUGUGAACCCUAAAACAUAUCAUGAGGAAUGCAAAAAAUACACCUGUACUUGUGAAAACAGUCAAGAUUGCCUGUGUACAGUGUUAGGCAACUAUGUGAAAGCCUGUGCAGAGAAGGAAACAUACAUAGUGGGAUGGAGAGCCGGCCGAUGUGAUCACUCUUGUCCAAGUGGCCUAGUUUUCAAGUACAAUGUAAAAGCCUGCAAUAGUUCUUGCCGAUCAUUGUCAGAGAGAGAUAGGAGCUGUGAUGUAGAAGAUGUUCCAGUUGAUGGAUGCACUUGCCCUGAUGGAAUGUACCAGAAUAAUGAAGGAAAUUGUGUUGCAAAAUCUCAGUGUGACUGCUACAUAAAUGAUGAGGUCAUACAACCAGGAAAACUCAUUCAAAUUGAUGACAAUAAUUGUGUCUGUCGGGAUGGAAUUCUUCUUUGCCAGAUUCCCAUUAAUUUAACCCUGCAGAAUUGUUCGGGAGGGGCUGAGUAUGUUGACUGCAGUGAUCCUAAGGCACAGAGAAGAGUUGACAGCACAUGUAGCACUCGGAACAUACCUAGUUUUGAAGAAAACUUGCCUUGUAAACGUGGGUGCUACUGUCCAGUAGGAAUGGUUCGAAAUUCUAAAGGGAACUGUGUCUUUCCCGAUGACUGCCCAUGCUCUUUUGGUGGACGAGAAUAUGACCAAGGAAGUGUCACCUCAGUUGGCUGCAACAAAUGUACUUGCGUAAAAGGAUCCUGGAACUGUACACAAAAUGAGUGUCAGACCACCUGCCACAUCUAUGGGGAAGGUCAUGUUCAAACUUUUGAUGGAAAAAGUUACAGCUUUGAUGGUCUCUGCCAGUACACAUUUCUUGAGGAUUAUUGUGGUAGUCAAAAUGGCACAUUCCGUAUUUUAACUGAAAGUGUCCCAUGCUGUGAAGAUGGGCUUACAUGCUCAAGAAAAAUCGUAGUUGCUUUUCAGGAUCAGAAUAUUGUCUUGCAUGAUGGCAAAGUAACAGCAGCCAAAACUACAGAAAGCAAGGAAUGUGAACCGAAUGGAAAUACAUACUCUGUACACACCGUUGGCCUGUACUUGAUUGUGAAAUUUUUAAAUGGAAUAACCAUAAUUUGGGACAAAAAUACAAGAAUGUCUGUGAUAUUGGAUCCAAGCUGGAAUGGCAAAGUGUGUGGUCUUUGUGGAAAUAACAAUGGCGAUCUCAAGGAUGAUUUCACAACAAGAUAUUCAUCAGUAGCUACUGGGGCACUGGAAUUUGGAAAUAGUUGGAAAACAAGUCAAGAAUGUUCGGACACAGUAACUCAAACUUUCCCAUGUGACUCAAAUCCAUACUGUAAAGCCUGGGCUGUGCGGAAAUGUGAGAUCAUCCGGGACAGCACCUUCAGAGACUGCCACAACAAGGUGGAUCCCAACGCUUACUAUGAUGCGUGUAUCGAAGAAGCCUGUGCAUGUGACAUGGAAGGGAAGUACCUGGGAUUCUGCACAGCUGUGGCUAUGUACGCAGAGGCAUGCAGCGCAGUUGGAGUCUGUGUCACAUGGAGAAAACCAGAUCUCUGUCCUGUCUACUGUGAUUAUUAUAAUGCACCUGGGGAGUGCAGCUGGCGUUACGAACCUUGUGGUACAGUGGCUGCAAAAACAUGCAAAGAUGGAGUUAUUGGCCAGAAAUUUUCUGCAGUUUUAGAAGGUUGUUAUGCUAAGUGCCCGGACAGUGCUCCCUACCUGGAUGAGAACAUCAUGAAAUGCGUCAGUUUAUCUGAGUGCAGCUGCUUCUAUAAUGAUAUCAUACCAGCGGGCGGGGUGAUCCAAGAUAACUGUGGAAGAACAUGCUAUUGUAUUGCAGGAGAGUUGGAGUGCGGUGUUUCUACUACAACAGCCACCUCUGUAUUAAGCACCGAAGCAGGCAUUACUGGAACUCCAGUUCCCAUCACCUCAACAGCUGGAAGAGCAGGCACGACAGGAGUAGAGGGCCCCACCUUCUCAAGUCCUGGCCUCCUAGCAGGGACAACUGGAGUAUCAGCAAGUGCAACCACAAGAGCUGAAAAUGGAAGCACAAGUGACACAGGCUUCAGAACAGGUGAGACAAAGAAAUGA